AUGGUAAAGCUUGUGGAUCCAAUAGACGACACCCUGUCACAUUGCUAUCUCCCGCACCAUCCGGUGUUCAAAGAAUCCAGCCCCACUACGAAUGUCCGAGUCGUCUUUGACGCCUCGUGUAAAACGGCGUCCGGAUACUCCGUGAACGACCUUCAGCUAGUUGGACCCGUCGUUCAGGAUGAUCUACUGUCGAUCCACACCCGUUUCCGCAGUCACCAGAUUGCAUUCGUAGCCGAUGUCGAGAAAAUGUAUUGGCAAACCCUGAUCCAUCCCCAUUGUCGACGCAUCCUUUGGCGUUUCAAUCCAAGCCAACCGAUUGCUACGAAUGAAAUGGAAACUGUCAUGUAUGGAUUCGGAUCCACUCUAUUUCUGGCAACCCGAACCGUAGUUCAAAUCGUUCAAGACUCGGCCGAAGAGUAUCCAGCCGCAGCGCCAAAGGCCGAGAAGGAUUUCUACGUGGAUGACUUCAUGUCUGGGUCUGACGAUUCAGCAGCAGGUUUCCCUCUGAAGAAGUGGGCGUCCAACUCGCCUGAAGCCCUCGCCGAUGUUCCGGCCAAAGAUUUGGCAUUGGCACCAUAUCACGAUCUCCAAGACACUCACUCCGUUUCGACCCUCGGAUUGAUCUGGGAACCGACGUCCGAUAUGAUGUCGUUCAAGGUUCACCUUCCGCUGCCCGCGCCCGUUCUUACGAGGAGGAAGAUCAUGUCCUACAUCGCGCAGAUCUUUGAUCCCCUGGGUCUUGUUGGGCCUGUAAUAGUAGUCGCAAAGUUAUUCAUGCAGCGCUUGUGGGCGCUGAAGACCGAAGACGACGAUCCAUUCGAGUGGGAUCGUACCCUCCCAGCCAACCUUUAA
This is a messenger RNA of Aedes albopictus (Asian tiger mosquito), 852 nucleotides long. RefSeq lists its product as uncharacterized. The record is from RefSeq and is a predicted model, not a curated record. NCBI's taxonomy places the organism in Eukaryota, Metazoa, Arthropoda, Insecta, Diptera, Culicidae. The transcript has 2 exons. Bases 1 to 852 code for a protein of 283 amino acids.